GGUAGCGCUUGGCGGGAAGCGACGGCGUCUCCGUGGAAACGGCCUCGGGCUGUGAGUGCGGCGCAAGGCCAUGGCCCAGCGGUUUCAGGUGUUGCGGUGCUGCUUCUGUAAAAUGUACCAAGUUCAGCAGGUUAAGAAGAGCAAGAAGUGGAACUGCAAAUUGUGUGAAGCAAAACAAUCAGUGCUGAAGGUUUAUGGCCAGGGCUCAGGCGCUGACUGUCGACGACAUGUACAGAAGUUGAACAUGCUGCAGGGAGAAAGGAUGCAGACAGUGGAAGCAGCUGCUUGCUCCAUUGAGGAACCAGCAUUUGCAAACACUGACUGUAACUGCCAAAGACUUUGUACAGUGAGUGAGCAGUUGGAGAGCUCAGCCAGCAGUCGCUGGAGUGUUUAUUUGGACCAGACUCCCAUUAAUGACGCAUCAGAUGAAGAAGGAAAAGAGGAAGACAUUGUAUACACAGAUCGCCAGCAGUUCCAGGCAAGUGUGAGGAAUGCCAACAGGAAUAGAAGCAAACGUAAAAGGGGAUUAUGUACCUCAAAGCAGCUGUAUGGAAACCGUACUGAGAACAAUGAAACAAAGUCCUCUCAAACAACCAUGGGUCAUUAUUUGAAAUGCAUGAACUCCACACCAACUGAAGGAGGAAGCAGAUGUCAAGAGAUUAGGAAUAGAGGAAGUAACAAUGGUUCUGAAUCCAAUCCAGUGACCUCACUGAGCGAUAAGAGCCAACAUGACACAAUCACUUACCCAACUAAGCAACUGGGUUCACAGGCCUCUAGAUGGGAUAGAUUCCUGCCACAUAGUACUGCAGAUGAUGAUGAAUUCUUCAAUCAAGACACUAAGACGACUGAGGGAUAUCUAACCUGCGUGGAUUCUCCCUGCACUGACCAGUACUCAACACAUUCUGUUGUUGAAGAUCACAAAACAGAUGUGGAUGGUUUUAGUGACUUGAAGGCAGCUUGUAAUGGCUGCCCAAGUUCACCACAAAUCACUGGAAGAGUUACAGAGGGAACUGUGACUCGAUCACUCACUUCUCUGGAAUGUGUUGAAGAAGACAUGACUACGCUGAGUUUGCCUGAGCUUACCAGUGAUGUGCAUGGACUCAGCAACAUUGCAUGCAGAGCUGUAACAGCAGUGCACCACCCUUUGCCUACAUCCAUGCAUGAUGCCCCUGGAGUUUCAAGAGCUCUAAAGUCAGGGCAUUGUUUGCCCCCUCAAUCUCUACCAGUACAUCAACUUUCAGUUUAUGAGAAUCCCAGUACAGCUUUUGGAUUCCAGGCUAAGCAACCCAGCUACUUUCUGUCCCUCUUUCAGACAGAGGAGGAUUUUGAUGAUGUGUGAAUUUUGAUUUUCCCUAUCCCACUGCAGGGUUUGUGGCUCAAAGUGAGGGCACCUAAUGAUGUAACAUGCAAUAUGUGAUUCUUUUGCAAACAAAUCUGCCAUCAGAUUUUCAAUGCAACUUUUAAUGAAAAGUGAGAGAGAGAGAUGAUUUCAGGUAGUGCUGGUGAGAAACAGCAGUUGUCUCAAUGGGUAGUGCACUUGCCUCAGUCAGAAUGUUAUGAGUUUAAGUCACACUUCAGACACAUGAUGGCAUUGUCACAUUAACAAUCCCUCACCAGUAUACUUCAAGUGUUAAAGAUGGCAUCUUUGUGUUGCAAUUUUGAGAGGGUAGCGAGAGCACCUCAAUUUAAGUGGGUACCCACAACACUUUUGCAGAAGAGUAGGGAAUUCUCUGUGAGCACCACUAAAAUGUACUGUCUUCAACACCAUAUUGGGAGAUUUCAGUGUGCAGAUUGACAUGUUUUCUCUGUUACAAGAGUGAGUAGUUUUUGUUUAAAAUUGUGCAGUGUAUAGCCAGAGAUCAGGAAAGAUACCAUAUUUGGGGUUUGGCUUAAAUAUUUUACACCUUGAUUUUUAUGCUUUUAAUUUGGGGUAGUUGUUAAAGCUAUCUGUAAAAUAAAUUUAAAAAUAUUUCAACAUAGCUAGUUCUCCUAUAUUAAUGCUGUGAACUUUUUUUCUGAUUGUGUGUGAAUAAACCUAGAGACAAACUAAGUUUAUUUCCUUCAACCACCAUGAUUUAAGAUCACGCAUACUCAGAGCAUUAGGCUGGGCCUUUGCAUUAUUAGUUGUGAGGUAUUUGACACCACCUCUGUUAGGUCCUGGCACUUUAAGGACAUUAUCCCUCAUGGAAAUAAAUUUCAGGCUGUACCCAAGUAUGAAGUUUUCAAAAUUCAGCAUUAAGCUCUGAAUUGUUGGAGGAUUCUCCACCUGGAGCUGACCUUUAAGCUACAACGCAAUAUGAAAUAUAGCAAGUCUAUGCAGAUCAAUUCAAUUAGUGCCACUCAUGUUCUUUUGCCCAUAUGUGGUAUGAAUGGUUGUAAACCCUUCAUCAGCUUCUCACAUUAAAUAAUGAAGUGUCUACCAUGGUAACCAGAAAUUGUGUGAACACCUUCAAAUGCCCCUUUUCAGUAAGAAAUUCAAUGCCUUAGUGCUUUUUAAAAUGCAGUUUUUAUUGCAGAGAAUAACAAAGUACAGAUUAAAUUUCUAAUGCUCAGUUAUAACAUUUUAAAGUGCUUUCUACUUGGAGGCUGAGAUAUUCUGAAACCAAACAGAUAGCUUAUACAACACAAGUGGAGGGGGAAGAGAGAAGUGUCAAGAAAAAUAAAAGUUCAGUAUUUAAAAAUUCAAAUUUAAGACAACAUACUUUCACUGACAAUACUUGGAUAAAAUGUCAGUAUCUCUAAUUUCAGCUAGUGCUAAUUCUCUUUGAAGAUUGUAUUUGGCCUGACAAUAAUUCCUUUGACUGCACCCAGAAAUUUUAAACUUCUUCCCCACAUUAUUGUUGACCAAUGGAGAUCGGUCGGUUUACGGCCCGGAACCGGUUGAAUUUAUGGCAGUUGCGAUGGAGCCAUGUUUUGUGGUUACCCCCUUUUAACAUCUGGGUGUUCAGUCCCUAUUGAGACUGCAGUGUCAUAUCUUGUUGAUAUUGUAGCCAAUUGUGUUUCAUCACAUUACACUCACCACAGCAAGUAUGAUGCUGUAAUGGGAAAAACUCAGUAAACUGUGGCCAUAUAGUUUUCUAGGAAGUACUUUUGAAGUUAUUAAUGAAUCAAUUAACUUUCCAUUCUCAUCAUCCUCCAUGAUCACUAGAAUAUUUUUUGGUCCCAACUACACAUUCACAAGUAUCAAUGUUUUGUGUUUUCUCAAAAAUAAAUUCAGCUGUUGUACCUA
Molecule: messenger RNA, 3229 nt
Organism: Hemiscyllium ocellatum (epaulette shark)
Lineage: Eukaryota; Metazoa; Chordata; Chondrichthyes; Orectolobiformes; Hemiscylliidae
Gene: mrnip
Product: MRN complex interacting protein
Exons: 7
Coding region: 71-1339 (422 amino acids)
Biological process (GO): mitotic G2 DNA damage checkpoint signaling
Cellular component (GO): nucleus
Molecular function (GO): chromatin binding
Source: RefSeq, a predicted model, not a curated record